ACACACAUACACACACACAAACACACGCAGUCCAACCCCGGCUCGCGCGGCAGAACGUCACGCGGAGCUGGGAGGGGAAAGAGAAGGGAGGUGGGGCUCAGGGAUCCGGGAGAAAAGAGCAGGAACAGUCGCUGCUCCUGCUGCUGCUGCUGCUGCUGCUGCUGGGGCGAGCGAGGGGCUGCUCCAGCCAGAGGCGGAGGAGAAAGAGGAGGGCGAGGAGGGGGAGGAAGAUGGUGGAGCUGGAGGCAGCCACGGCUGGAGGGAAGGCUUGUGCCCAGGCUGGUCUUCCACCCUGUCAUUCUCUCCGCGCCGCCUGCUAACGUGGGCCCCGCCAGACCCCAGCUGUCAGGCUACAAGGUCUGAAGCCAGUUCCUGUUGGGCUACUCUGGACACGAGACCCCUCAUUUGCUUUCUCUCACGACUUUCCCCCCCCAUUUCUGGAGCCACAGACACAGUGAGGAAGAUGAGAGCGGAGUAAGCCAGCAGACAUCCCCGUCCCGAGCUCUCCCUCCUCCCCACCAUGAGCCACGUGGAAGGACCGCCAGAGGUGGAGGUGAUCGAUGAGCCAGGCAGUGGAGAAUCGGGAGAAGUCAACGAAUCUGUGGAAGCCGACCUGGAGCACCUAGAGGUGGAGGAGGAGCAGCGGCCUCGGCAGCAGCCGCAGCCCCAGCCCCAGCAUGCCGCCCCCUACUCUCGCGGCCCCGCCCAAGGGGAGCGCGGUCCCCUGCCCGUCCAGGGACCGGAGGAGGAGGACCGAGGGGGCUCGCUGGCCCGCUCGGCCAGCACCGAGAGCGGCUUCCACAAUCACACGGACACAGCUGAGGGGGAUGUGAUUGCUGCGUCGGGUGAGGACGGCUAUGACCCCGAACGGGGCCAGGAGAACGAGGACGAGAGUGCCUACGCCGUGCAGUACCGGCCUGAAGCUGAGGAGUACACGGAGAACGCCGAGGCUGAGCAUGCGGAGGCCGCCCAUCGCCGGAGCCUGCCCAACCACUUGCACUUCCACUCGUUGGAGCACGAAGAGGCCAUGAAUGCCGCGUACUCGGGCUACGUCUACACGCACCGACUCUUCCACCGUAGCGAGGACGAGCCCUACGCGGAACCCUACGCGGACUACUCGGGGCUGCAGGAGCACGUGUAUGAGGAGAUCGGGGACACGGCGGAGCUCGACGGUCGCGAAGGCUUGCGACUGUAUGAGCAGGAGCGCGAGGAGGCAGACAACUACCGCAAAGAGGCGCUCGGGGCGCGCCUCCACCACUACGAUGAGCGCUCCGAUGGCGAGUCAGACAGCCCCGAGAAGGAGGCAGAAUUCGCUCCCUACCCGCGCAUGGACAGCUAUGAGCAGGAGGAAGAUAUCGACCAGAUUGUGGCUGAGGUCAAGCAGAGCAUGAGCUCCCAAAGCCUCGACAAAGCCGCUGAGGACAUGCCUGAGGCUGAGCAGAACUUGGACAGGGUGCCCAGCCCGGAUGGCGGCGGCGGCGGCGGCGGCGGCGGCGGCGGCGACGGCGACGACGGAGGUGGGGAGCAGGGGAACCCGGGGCAGAUCGCUUCUGUGGGACCCCGGCCCGCAGUUCUGGCAGGCGAGGCUGGGCAGCAGCGCUACAGCAAGGAGAAGAGGGAUGCCAUCUCCCUGGCCAUCAAGGACAUUAAAGAGGCCAUCGAGGAGGUGAAAACCAGGACCAUCCGUUCGCCUUAUACUCCAGACGAGCCAAAAGAGCCCAUUUGGGUCAUGCGGCAGGACAUCAGCCCGACUAGGGACUGUGAGGACCAGAGGCCAGCAGAUGGAGAUUCUCCAUCUCCUGAUUCUUCCUCUCCCCGGGGUGCUGAAUCGUCGAGCAGACAGCAUCAGCAAGAUGACCUGCCGGAAUCUUCCACUAAUAAAGAGUCAAGGAAAAGCUUGGCUUCAUUCCCAACAUACGUUGAAGUUCCAGGACCUUGUGAUCCCGAAGACUUGAUCGAUGGCAUCAUUUUUGCAGCCAAUUAUCUUGGCUCCACCCAGCUGCUUUCUGACAAAACCCCCUCUAAGAAUGUUCGAAUGAUGCAGGCACAGGAAGCCGUCAGCAGAAUCAAGAUGGCCCAGAAAUUAGCCAAAAGCAGGAAGAAGGCUCCUGAAGGAGAAUCCCAGCCCAUGACAGAAGUGGACCUCUUCAUCUCUACCCAGAGAAUAAAAGUCUUGAAUGCAGACACACAGGAAACAAUGAUGGAUCACCCUCUGAGAACCAUUUCCUACAUUGCAGACAUUGGGAAUAUUGUUGUGCUGAUGGCCCGUAGGCGAAUGCCCCGUUCCAAUUCCCAAGACAAUGUGGAAGCCUCUCAUCCAUCUCAGGAUGGAAAGAGGCAAUACAAAAUGAUAUGCCAUGUUUUUGAAUCUGAAGACGCUCAGCUGAUUGCGCAAUCUAUUGGUCAAGCCUUUAGUGUGGCCUACCAGGAAUUCCUGAGAGCAAAUGGAAUCAACCCAGAAGAUCUCAGCCAGAAGGAAUACAGCGACUUGCUCAAUACUCAAGACAUGUAUAAUGAUGACCUGAUCCACUUCUCAAAGUCCGAAAAUUGCAAAGAUGUUUUUAUAGAAAAACAAAAGGGUGAAAUCCUAGGUGUGGUGAUCGUGGAAUCUGGCUGGGGAUCCAUCCUGCCGACAGUGAUCAUAGCCAACAUGAUGCAUGGAGGACCAGCUGAGAAAUCGGGAAAGCUAAAUAUUGGGGACCAAAUCAUGUCCAUUAAUGGCACCAGCCUUGUUGGCCUCCCUCUUUCCACUUGUCAGAGCAUUAUUAAGGGUUUAAAGAAUCAGUCUCGAGUGAAGCUGAACAUUGUGAGAUGCCCCCCAGUAACCACUGUAUUGAUCAGAAGACCAGACCUCCGAUACCAGCUGGGUUUCAGUGUCCAGAAUGGAAUCAUCUGCAGCCUCAUGCGAGGAGGGAUAGCAGAGAGGGGCGGCGUUCGAGUGGGACAUCGAAUCAUUGAAAUCAAUGGGCAGAGUGUCGUAGCCACACCUCAUGAGAAGAUUGUGCACAUUCUCUCCAAUGCUGUUGGGGAGAUUCACAUGAAAACCAUGCCAGCUGCCAUGUACAGAUUGUUGACGGCACAAGAACAGCCUGUUUACAUCUGAGACCCAUGCUCCUCACCUACACGACAUGCAUGGAGGACGCCUCCUCGCUAGUGGCUAUGUUUCUAGUGCUGCAUAUUUGUGUCCAUGGAGAUAUUUCGUUUGCACUCUCUCUCACACGAUGUUUCGUCAUGCACCAGAAGAAAAGUAUCCAGGAGGACCCCUUUUUUUCUUCCUUGCUCCAUCUUUCACCCAGUCCCCAUCCCCAAAUACAAGUGAUGUUUUAA
Molecule: messenger RNA, 3327 nt
Organism: Monodelphis domestica (gray short-tailed opossum)
Lineage: Eukaryota; Metazoa; Chordata; Mammalia; Didelphimorphia; Didelphidae
Gene: APBA1
Product: amyloid beta precursor protein binding family A member 1
Biological process (GO): chemical synaptic transmission
Cellular component (GO): dendritic spine; plasma membrane; cytoplasm
Molecular function (GO): protein binding; amyloid-beta binding
Source: RefSeq, a predicted model, not a curated record